UGCCCGUGUCGCCCUAUGGCGGCCGGCGACGUGUGCCCGUGGGUUGGCGGCGUGGCGCACACGCGCGGAGCGGGGACCGGGAGCGGCGUUGCCGGCGGCAUCGCGGCCGCCGGCGGCGGGAGGAUGAGGCUGCGGAUCUACAAGCGGAAGGUGCUGCUGCUGGCGCUGGCGCUGCUGGGCUGCGCGCUGGUGCUGUGGGGCGGCGGGGGGACGGGCGGGCGGCGGAGGCGGCAGCGGCAGCAGCUGCAGCAGCUCCAGCCGCGGGGCGGCACCGGGGACCCGCCGCGGGUCAGCGAAGCGCCGCGCCGCCCCGACAACGCCUCGGCCGCGGCCUCCGGCGCCGCCCCGACCGCGGGCGCCGAGAACGGGACGCUGAGCCGCCGCUCGCUCGUGUACCGCCUCAACUUCGACCAGCCGCUGCGCAACGCGGGGCGCUUCCCGGCCCGGCCCGGCGGCCCCGACGUGGUGCUGGUGGUGCAGGUGCACGAUCGCGCCGAGCACCUGCGGCUGCUGCUCGAGUCGCUGCGGCGCGCGCCGGGCGUGGAGAACGCGCUGCUGGUGCUGAGCCACGACCUGUGGGACGACGAGCUGAACCGGCUGGCGGCCGACGUGGACUUCUGCCCCGUGCUGCAGGUCUUCUUCCCGUUCAGCGUCCAGCUCUACCCGCGCGAGUUCCCCGGCCACGACCCCCGCGACUGUCCCCGCGACGUGGGCAGAGCGGCGGCGCUGCGCCUGGGCUGCAUCAACGCCGAGUUCCCCGACUCGUUCGGCCACUACCGCGAGGCGCGGUUCUCGCAGACCAAGCACCACUGGUGGUGGAAGCUGCACUUCGUGUGGGAGCGCGUGCGGGCGCUGCGGGAGCACGACGGGCCCGUGGUGUUCCUGGAGGAGGACCAUUACCUGGCGCCCGACUUCUACCACGUGCUGAAGCGGCUGUGGGCGCUGCGGCAGCGCGACUGCCCCGACUGCCAGCUGCUCUCGCUGGGCUCCUACGCGUUGGGCCGAGGCGGCUUCGCCGGCCGCGCCGACAAGGCCGAGGUGAAGACGUGGAAGUCCACGGAGCACAACAUGGGCAUGGCCUUCGGCAGAGACACCUACCGGCAGCUCAUCGAGUGCACGGACGCCUUCUGCACCUACGACGACUACAACUGGGACUGGACGCUGCAGCACUUGACUGUCUCGUGUCUUCCAAAGUUCUGGAAGGUGCUGGUGCCCGAAAUCCCCCGCGUGUUCCACACGGGAGACUGCGGGAUGCACCACAAGAAGUCGUGCCGGCCGGGCUCACAGAGUGCCAAAAUCGACUCCCUGCUGAGCAGCAACCAGCAGUUCCUGUUCCCCGAGACCAUGAGCGUCAGCAAAAGGUUCUCCAUGGCGCCGCUGUCCCCUCACGUCAAGAACGGGGGCUGGGGGGACAUUCGGGACCAUGAACUCUGUAAGAGUUACCGCCGCCUCCAGUGAGGAGCACAGUGCAGCCUUCUCCUGUUUGAACUGCCCCGUCCCUUUUACAGACGCACACACACGUGUGUCGAGAGAAAAACAAACUAAAACCGAGCAUUUAUGAGUUGGUUUCUGCUUUAAUAUGAAUAAACGUUCAUGUCAAAGGUGUCCCAGAACGUUCAUCUGUCGUGUGCGGAGCUCAGCAGCCGGGCUGCAGGAGCAGCAUGGAUGGCUGCUGUGUGCUGUGCUCCGUGCUGUGCUCAGCUGCAGGAGGAUGAGGAGGAGGAAGCUCUGCUGGAAGCACACACUGCGGUGCUCACUGUUCACCUCGGCUCCUUGUUCUGCACCACGUCCCGUGUGCUGCAUUGCCUCCCUGCGACCCGCGGUGCCGGGCGGUCGGCCGCGUGUUGGUGAAUAUAUGAAGGAUAAAAGAAAUCAUUGUUUUUACUACGAUGUAGAUAAAUAUAUACAGGUUUUUUAGUUCCGCCAAAAUAAAAUUCAGUUGUUUUGUAA
Molecule: messenger RNA, 1950 nt
Organism: Coturnix japonica (Japanese quail)
Lineage: Eukaryota; Metazoa; Chordata; Aves; Galliformes; Phasianidae
Gene: MGAT2
Product: alpha-1,6-mannosyl-glycoprotein 2-beta-N-acetylglucosaminyltransferase
Biological process (GO): protein N-linked glycosylation; oligosaccharide biosynthetic process
Cellular component (GO): Golgi stack; Golgi membrane
Molecular function (GO): alpha-1,6-mannosylglycoprotein 2-beta-N-acetylglucosaminyltransferase activity
Source: RefSeq, a predicted model, not a curated record